Molecule: messenger RNA, 957 nt
Organism: Penicillium antarcticum
Lineage: Eukaryota; Fungi; Ascomycota; Eurotiomycetes; Eurotiales; Aspergillaceae
Product: amidohydrolase family protein
Exons: 1
Coding region: 1-957 (318 amino acids)
Biological process (GO): secondary metabolic process
Cellular component (GO): cytosol; cytoplasm
Molecular function (GO): hydrolase activity; carboxy-lyase activity
Source: RefSeq, a predicted model, not a curated record
AUGCUACCCUUCAUCACCCUCGAAGAACACUACCUUUCCCCUAAGGUCCGAGAAGCAAGCACACACGAUGAAUUCGCCAAUUUCCCACCCCAGAUAGUCCGCAAGCUAGACAACAUCAACGAAGAAAGAAUUCAAGACCUAGACAGGGGCCAAAUCACCCUCCAAGUCCUCUCCCACGCCCCAGGAACCCACCCAGCAUCACUCUGCAAAGAGGUGAACAAUGAUCUCGCGGCCUCGAUUUCCAAAAACCCAACCCGCCUCGCAGGCUUCGCCCUUCUACCAAUGAGUGACCCUCCAGCCGCAGCAGCCGAACUGGAACGGUGCACGCGCGAGCUCGAGUUCGUGGGCGCCUUGGUGGACAACCAUAUCAACGGACAAUUCUACGACGACGAAAAGUUCUGGACGGUAUUCGAGAAAGCUCAGGAACUUAAUGUGUCUAUCUACAUCCAUCCAUCAUGGGCAACUGAGGAGACGGUUGAGUACUACAAAGGCAAUUACGAUGACUCAGUUGCCGUGGCAUUGAGUGCAUAUGGAUGGGGAUGGCAUUCUGAGACGGCGACGCAUAUCCUACGACUUUAUGCUAGUGGGCUGUUUGAUCGGUUUCCGCGGUUGAAGAUUGUUAUUGGGCAUAUGGGAGAGAUGUUACCGUUUCAGUUGGAAAGGGUUAUGCUCGUUUCUUCGCGAUGGGGGAGACAGAGGUCGUUUAAGGAGGUUUGGAAUAGUAAUAUCUGGGUUACUACUAGUGGAAUGUUUGCACUGCCGCCUUUGGCUUGUCUUUUGCAGACUACCAGUAUUGAUCGCGUUCUGUAUAGCGUUGAUUAUCCUUUUUCAAUGAAUGAGAAGGGGUUGGAGUUUUUUGAGAGGAUUAGGGAGAGUGGAUUGAUCGCCGGGGAGGAUUUGGAGAAGUUUGCUUUUAGGAAUGCCGAGGCCUUGCUAGGUGUCAAGGCUCAGAGAUGA